UUGUGAUGAAGGCUCCCCAGCUCGCAGACCUAGGUUCGAGUCAGCAGUGCGAGCACGCCAACAGAGAGGUCACCAUGAGGGCUCCAAAGUCCCUUCAUUAUGGGAAUUCAGAAUCUUUGGAUUUUAGAGUGAAGGCCACAGCAGCAUUCAUCAAUGAAGGGGCGUCACUACAUUUCAAAGCUGUUCCAGUUCAGCACUGUUAUUAUUCAAGGAACAAGAUGUUGACAGGUGAUGAUCAUAAGGUACACUCCGAGGCAGGUCUUUCCCCUGGUGUCCACAGCCUCAGAUAUGCAGAUAAAUGCCAGAAGCAUAGGAAGCGUGUCCAGGAAAGAUCGGCACUGCCAUCGACUAAGCGGCGGCGACUUCAACUAAAACAAGAGCGGUCAAUAACACAAGGUGCUCAAGAAGCUCUUGAAGGCAUGUCUUAUCAGUCAGAGAUUGGGCAUUCAGAUGAUGCUGACAUCCAAAAGCUGCCCAGAUCCAGUCCCUCGAGGUGACUUCAAACCUAUAGUGCUGCCAACAGGACAGCCUACAUACAUUGCUUUUGACCUGGAGACAACUGGCCUUA
Ruditapes philippinarum (Manila clam) is the source of this 568-nucleotide messenger RNA. RefSeq lists its product as uncharacterized. NCBI's taxonomy places the organism in Eukaryota, Metazoa, Mollusca, Bivalvia, Venerida, Veneridae. The transcript is spliced from 4 exons. Bases 6 to 497 code for a protein of 163 amino acids. The record is from RefSeq and is a predicted model, not a curated record.